UGGGCGCCCGGCUCGGCGCGGAGAGAAACGCCCUAAAGAGGAGGGGAGAGCGCGCGCGGGAGGAGGACCGGCGAGCAGCUCCGGGGAGGAGCGGCGGCGAGGAGCGGAGAAGCGGAGGCGGCCGGCGGCCGAGCGGAGGGAGCGGGCGCGGAGGGAGCGGCGCGGAGCGGGCGAUCCCGGGACCCGAGCGCGCGACUUGCCCCGCAAAGUGCCAACUUCGCUGGGACUGCCGGGCGCGCACCUCCUGGGCGCAGGGGCGGGGGAAGACACGGGAAUUUGAGACUCGAGGGAAGAACACCGAAUUGCUCCUGUGUCCCUUUUUCCCCGUGACGAUUCCCGUUAAAAAAGAAAAAAAAAAGCAACAACAACAAGAAUCACAGCAAACUUGCUAGCACCCUGCCUGCCGCCCUUCGCGCCUGGCACCAUGAAGGCGGCCGUGGAUCUCAAGCCGACCCUCACCAUCAUCAAGACGGAGAAAGUGGACCUGGAGCUGUUCCCCUCCCCGGAUAUGGAAUGUGCAGAUGUCCCACUACUAACCCCAAGCAGCAAGGAGAUGAUGUCUCAGGCACUGAAAGCCACUUUCAGCGGUUUCUCCAAAGAGCAGCAAAGACUGGGGAUCCCAAAAGACCCCCGGCAGUGGACAGAGACCCACGUGCGGGACUGGGUGAUGUGGGCUGUGAACGAGUUCAGCCUGAAGGGCGUGGACUUCCAGAAGUUCUGCAUGAAUGGAGCCGCGCUCUGUGCACUGGGCAAAGACUGCUUUCUGGAGCUGGCCCCGGACUUCGUUGGGGACAUUUUGUGGGAGCAUCUGGAAAUCCUGCAGAAAGAGGAUGUGAAGCCCUAUCCAGUGAACGGAGUCAACCCCACUUACCCAGAAUCCCGCUAUACCUCGGACUACUUCAUUAGCUAUGGUAUCGAGCAUGCUCAGUGUGUCCCUCCCUCGGAGUUCUCAGAGCCCAGCUUCAUCACAGAGUCCUACCAGACGCUCCAUCCCAUCAGCUCUGAGGAGCUCCUUUCCCUCAAGUAUGAGAACGACUACCCCUCGGUCAUCCUGCGGGACCCUCUGCAGACAGACACCUUGCAGACGGACUACUUUGCCAUCAAGCAAGAGGUCGUCACACCAGACAACAUGUGCAUGGGGAGGACCAGUCGUGGUAAACUCGGGGGCCAGGACUCUUUUGAGAGCAUAGAGAGCUACGAUAGUUGUGACCGCCUCACCCAGUCCUGGAGCAGCCAGUCAUCUUUCAACAGCCUGCAGCGCGUUCCCUCCUAUGACAGCUUCGACUCCGAGGACUAUCCGGCCGCCCUGCCCAACCACAAUCCCAAGGGCACCUUCAAGGACUAUGUGCGUGACCGCGCUGACCUCAACAAGGACAAGCCUGUCAUUCCUGCUGCUGCCCUGGCUGGCUAUACAGGCAGUGGACCGAUCCAGCUGUGGCAGUUUCUUCUGGAAUUACUCACUGAUAAGUCCUGUCAGUCUUUUAUCAGCUGGACAGGAGAUGGCUGGGAAUUCAAGCUCUCUGACCCAGAUGAGGUGGCCAGGAGAUGGGGGAAAAGGAAAAACAAGCCCAAGAUGAAUUAUGAGAAACUGAGCCGUGGCCUCCGCUACUACUAUGACAAAAACAUCAUCCACAAGACGGCGGGCAAGCGCUACGUUUACCGCUUUGUAUGUGACCUGCAGAGCCUCCUGGGAUACACGCCUGAGGAGCUCCACGCCAUGCUGGACGUCAAGCCAGACGCUGAUGAGUGACGGGCACUUGGGGCACCAGGGAAACUCUGUUGAAACAUUUCAAAAACCUGCGUCAGUUGGACUCUUCAUUUUUAAUUGUUAUUCUAUUUUUAAUUUUCAGACUCAUUUUUUUGUUUUACAUUCAGGGGUGGGAGCUAAGUGAAUUGCAGCUAUAGUCGAUUAUGAGUGGUUGGCAAAGGAGAGCUAGGACUGGUGGGGUGGGUGGGACAAAUUCUCAAGAAAAUUUGUAGGAGAGAGAAAGGUCUCCUUAGAAGCUUGAAGAAUCUGGCUGGAGGGAGGACAAGACGCAUGUGUCUAAUCAUUUUUAAAAAUCAUCCAUGAAAAAAGUGCCUCAAGUUAUGAACUUACGUAGCAUAAGCAAUGGAGGCAUCAGGGGUCAUGACAUGGAUGAAGGGCAAUUCGUUUGCUUCUGUUUUUAGGUCUGGGCGGGCAAAAAAGAGGGAGGUGAGGGUAGGACAAUUUGGGGAGGGAGAGCACAAAACCCAAGGACUAUUUACCUUUUACUCUACUUUUAAAACAAAGAUGGACUUCAGUGGGGAGGGACCAAAACUGUAUUUGUGUUGAAAUUUAUUUUAUUAAAUCUUGUGCCAGUAUUUUUUUUUUUCUCCUUAAAAAUCGUCUUAAGCUCUAAGGUGGUCUCAGUAUUGCAAUAUCAUUGCAAGGUUGUUUUUAUUUGCCAGCUGAGGAUUCUGUCACAGUGAAAGGAAACUGUUUAUAUAGACCCCACUGGAAAGGCAAAGUGCUGUCACCGAGAUUGGACCCCAGAUCCCGGUGGCUUUAUAGAUGAAGGAACAAAGGAUGCUGGUUUGGGGACAAGGGACCUGUGCCUGUGAAUGUCAACUUUUUUUUUUUUUUUUCAAAAGUGACCAUCAUGCCCCUCAAUGUAUUUGUCAUGAGUGGAUUCUUGGGCUUUAGACUUAAUGUUGAGCUGAGAAGCAUUAAGCUUUGAACUUGAAUGUAUUUGGCAGCCCUGGUUGGGGACCACAGUGAAUCCAGAGCGCUGUUGGAAAGGACAUCCGAGAAGGAAGGUGGACUUGGUCCUUUAUUGGUUCUUUCCCUCUGACUCGGAAUUGAAGCUGUGUGCAUGGGCAUUACCCCUUGGAUCUUAGGAAGUUAAGUCCUGAAUGCAUGUUAUUCCUGACUAACACAAUCUUUUAUGUCUCAUCCUUUCAGCCUCCCAUAUUUCUUGCUUACCCCCCACUCUUAUUCAGUGCAGAAAAAUGUAAAGCUUUCUGAUUGGGGAGUAAACGAGUGACAACAGACAUGAGUUGAAGAGUGUCUGAUAAGGCCAUUGAGUUGCAUUGGGUGUUUGGAGCAAUGGAAAUUACGGGCGCCUAGAGGCAAAAGGUGGCUUGGCUGUCUUCCAGAGGAGAAGGGCAAGGCUUUCCUUUGAAGAACUUAGGCUAGUUGAAUGGAGUGUCCAUCCAGUUAAGACCAUGCAUGCAGAGCAAACGGUGCAGCUGCUGUUCGGGUCUUGCACUUGGACCGCUGUCGUGGCACAGGGUACGUGAAGGCUCAUAAUUGCAGAAGAGAGGAAUGACCAGAAGGCAAAGGAAACAUAAGAAAAGGAGCUUGAAUGAAGACAAUUAGGUGGUCCAUGAGCUGUGAAUAUAUUUUUAUUCCCCCAUCAUGGAAACAACUGAGGCAGUUGCAAAGGGUAAUCUGAAAAUGGGGUUUUGGGUUAGGGGGAGGACCAACAUCGAACUAGUGAGGACAAGACCCUCGUUCAAUCAGAAUCCCCACCAAGACAGAGAUGCCCAAUUAAAAAGGGCGCAGGCAGUGGGAGGGCUCUGCAGACUGCAGUGAGCGAGGAAGAAGCGGUUAAGGUGGGCUUCUCAGGGCUGGCUUCUCGGGGCUCUAGCACAGACACUGGAAGUGCUAAUCUCCUCAGAUGGAUCUUCAGGAAAGUGGAUGGUUUUCUCCAGAUCCUCUUGAGACCCUGACUCACGCUGAUAAAGCAGAGUGCUUACUUGGAAAGCCAAGGCAGAAUCCGCCCAGCUGUGUAUUUUGAUCUUCUUCCAAAUGCAGGUGCCUUAAUGAAGUUCUCAAAAUGUUUUAGGAGCUGCUCAGGGAGGGUAGGUGGAACUGUUGGACUCCAUGGUUUUCUCUUAGGUUAUUUGAUCUUUGUUGGGCACAGGUGUGCGUGUGCCUGUGUGCAUGUGUGAGCGUGUGCAUGUAUAUGCAUGUGUGUGCCUGUGUGUUUGCAGACAUGCACAACUGCAGCUAAGAUAAUACCUGGGUUUUCCAGGUAUGCCUUUCCACGUUUUAAUAAUGGGCGCAGGUAGAACCAAGGCUGGGCAUCAGUCAUGGCUUGCUGUUUGCAUCCAGGCAUACAAUGGCUUUCCCAACUCAUCAACCUUUCCUGAUCCAAGUGUCUAACCCCUGCAGCCACCCCCAGCAGCUCCAAUGUAAGCAAGUGCCUGCCGCGCUCCCCAGCCCACUUGCUCGCUGCGUGGCCUUUCUCUGCAGGUCCACCAUUUUCAGUAUUUAUAGAUAGUUUGUUAGUGAAGAUCGCUUUGUGGAUCUGGCCAGAUGCCUUUUUCUCCUUCUGUCCAAAGGCCAGAGACCAUCCCAGGAAGAAUGGUGGGUGGUUUAUACACUGGAAAUGCAGCAGAAUUGUUGCAUUUAUGCUUUUUUUU
This is a messenger RNA of Pipistrellus kuhlii (Kuhl's pipistrelle), 4389 nucleotides long. RefSeq names its product ETS proto-oncogene 1, transcription factor (gene ETS1). Gene Ontology annotation, cellular component: nucleus. Gene Ontology annotation, molecular function: sequence-specific DNA binding; DNA-binding transcription factor activity, RNA polymerase II-specific. NCBI's taxonomy places the organism in Eukaryota, Metazoa, Chordata, Mammalia, Chiroptera, Vespertilionidae. The transcript has 8 exons. The record is from RefSeq and is a predicted model, not a curated record. Gene Ontology annotation, biological process: cell differentiation; regulation of transcription by RNA polymerase II. The coding region runs from base 425 to 1750 and encodes 441 amino acids.